Molecule: messenger RNA, 3395 nt
Organism: Pocillopora meandrina
Lineage: Eukaryota; Metazoa; Cnidaria; Anthozoa; Scleractinia; Pocilloporidae
Source: the annotation of a GenBank genome assembly
AUGUACUCUAAACAGAGCAAGUUAUACUCCAUUAUUUUGCUUGCAGGUAACAUGAUUAUUUACAAAUUGUUUGUCUGUUUAACACUCAUAACCUAAAUGUUUAUUUGCACUUCUAUGAAUAGGUGUUUGUUCAAAAUGCAACAAAAAUGAUUCUGGUAACCUCUUUGAAAAACAUUUCGGGAGAGAGGGUAACUCACUGACAAUUUCCUCUUUUAAAAUCUGUUUAUCUAAGUCUAAUUUCCUCUAGCUUUUUUUCUCUCUAAUUUUCUCUUCCUCUCUCUAGGUCUAAACAUCAUAUUACAUUACAGUUAUUUUACCGCGAAACAGAUUGUGUUAUUUUUUCAGCUGAAUAUCCUAAAUCUCUUCAAAAUAAAUUUUUAAAUUGCACACAAACGCUGAAAUAUAUUCUGUGUGCCCAAUGGUUUAACUGAAUGUUCAUGAGAUAUCAAAUGACAUUACGGACACCUGCAACUUUUCUUCGUUUGUUUUACAAACAUUCUUUUGUGGACAGGUAUUGCUCUUUUCCUGAAAGCGGACAUCACUUUUUCAAGUAAGUCGUAUGUAGCAAUUUAAAUGAAGAUGUUGUUUGGUAAAUUUAUUCAUGGCCUCUGAGUUAUCUAGUAAUUAAAGAUUUGCAGACUCGGAAAGAUCGAAAGAGGAUAUUUCUUUCGUCCAGCGCGCGUAAGCCUCCACAAUCUAUCAGGCGCUAUCUCAACUUAACCUUUUCUAUAAGAGAGUCAACACAUUACCCUUUCGGUAACCUUAAUCAGUGUAAUAUGUGCCGGAUAUUUAAUUAAUUCAACGCCCGCAUGGUUCUUUGUGGAUCAUUUUAUCGCCUCGUUUCUGUUCAAACGAGGAAGCCACAUGACUUGAUAUAUUUUUUAUUUAUUGCAGCUGAGCUUGGAGACACACCCUGGUCUUAUGACCGAGGAAUAGCCGGAGCCAAAGGUACAGGAAAUAAACAGAAUCAUGGUAUUUUACAAAGCUCAUAGUUAACAAAGCCAAUGGAAUUUUACUGUGUAUAAGCUGCUUCGAUUUCAACCGAACAUUCCAAGUUAAACAUGAUCGUUAUUGGUUUUUUUCUGUCAAGGCCCGGAUGAAUGGGAAACGUUAAACGGUGACUGGUCUUGCAAUGGACGCAAACAGUCCCCAAUCGACGUGGUCACAGACCAGGUGAUGCAGAAAGACCCCACCAAUCCACCCAACCUGAGGCUGACAGUGGCGGGCAAUAAACCAAUCACCGGUGAGAUUAGGAACAAUGGAUAUGCGCCCACGUUCUUCCUCGCAGAGGAGUUGACGGUCAAGUUGGCAGGCGGUCUACUUCAGGAAAACUACUUUCUGAAGCAAUUUCAUUUUCACUUUGGCUGCAAUAAUACAGUCGGUUCGGAGCACACAAUUGAUGGCAACACGUAUCCGAUUGAGGUAAAAUCCGACAUCUUCUGGCUCGUCUGCUAAGACGAGCCAGUGACUUCUCCAUUUCAUCCUUAAGUGUAGAAAAGAAAGCUCGCAGAUUUUGCAAACGUUAUUAAGAUGUUUAACUCACUGAAUACCUUCAAAAAAAAUUUUUUUUUCGAAAACAGUCUUGAGUAUUCUACCGUCCAUAAUCCUCCUGCAGCACCCCGGUGCUUAUUUGGAAUUUCUGUUGUAUGUUAGUUGCACAUGGUAUUUUGGGACAACACUAAUUACGCGACGUAUAAGUUAGCAGCUCAGGGAGAAGAUGGUCUGGCUGUGGUGUCUGUGCUUUACGAGGUAUAUCACUUAACUAUUUCUUCUCUAAUUUAUCUCUAGAAAUCAAGUCGUCAAUUGGCAUAUUAGUGUUAACUUUAUUAGUCAGGAUAAAAUUAUGAGAACAUGCUCAUCAAAUAGAAAAAUUAAGCAUUUGCACAAUUAACAAACAAUGGUUUAUUUACCCUUUAAGUGAAUCUAAUAUCGGAAGAUCGUAAUCCAUUCUGAUCGUAGUUGACUGCCUAAUGUAUAGCUAAAGUCAAGGAUGUUGAAAAAUGAAAUUAAUCUACCAAGGAAGGCUGAUAAAAUAAAUAUUGGAAUAAAAGCAGCAUUUAAGACUUAUCUGAUCACAAAUUAGCUCCUCUAAGUACACGGAAAUCUUAUGAGGCACAUCUCAUGUUGCAGCUUCCAAUGGCAAACAUUGGCACCACACCAGCAAAUAAUGCUCUGGAAAAAAUUGCGCGUCUUCUUAACAACGUUGUCGAAGAGAGUAAGUAGUUCGCACACCUGUGGAUUGUUUAGAUUAAGCUUAUGUAUUACAGCUAUAAUUGAAAUUUAAACCAUUCGGGACUGAUCUCAGAGUCCUAACAUACGUUUAACAUACUUGCAUGAUGAUGUCACUUAACGUUCAACCAUAGAGACGCGUACCAUGAUGUUUUGGGAGGGGAAACUCAGUUCUUCAUAUAACUCAGUAUUUUUGUUCGCGAUAGACUGAAGCGAAUGAGGGGAACUGGGUCGAGAUAGAGACAAAAUUCAGCUCUUAGUCUCUAUCAUCAUACUAACCAUAUUUACCUCGUCUUUUCAUAAAAAGACAGCAAUUACGUGGUAACACAGAGCGAGGGGCUGCAUAUCGAGGACUUGGCACCAUUACUCGCGUCGCCAGAUGUUGCAGACAGGUUUUACAAAUACAAAGGAUCUCUUACGACUCCCGGGUGUUAUGAAUCGGUCACGUGGUUUGUGAUGAACAAUCAUCCACAGAUAACAGAGCAAGAAGUAAGAAAUCAUCUUUACACAAAUAUUUUCCAACAUCACACUACUCGAGGAAUUCAAACCUCAAGAAUUUUAGAAAUUUUUUAAUCCGAGCGCUGUUUUUCAUCUUGAAAAUAGAUACUGGCAUUCCGAAAUCUACAAAGCAGCAAGGCGCAUGCUCAAGGUCCAAAUGUCGGUCGUAUGUGCAAUAACUUUCGAAACGUUAUGCCACUGAAUGGAAGACAGAUUCAUAGCAACAUCGUCCUAGAGUGAACAGAAAGUAUCCAUCUUUGUAUUUCUCGUAUCCACAGUAAGGUGAGUGUGUCUGAGAAUAGACACGAAUAAUUCCGAGCGUCUUGCAAUUGCUAUGUGUCACAGAGACCGCCUGACGAUCCUGGGUUCCCUUAAGUUUUUUUAGUAUUUCUCGAGGAAGUGUUUAUAAGGUUUCCCAAGGUUUUUUUUUUUUAAUUUUUGUAAAAACCAAAACAAGUAUCAAACAUUCACGAAUUUGUUCUCAGGCCUGGUUUUCAGACAUCACCGAGGAAGAAAGAGAUUGGAGACGCGGUUGUGUGCUUUCACAACAGUCAUACAUUGAAAAUAAUAAUCAAUGCGACGAGAAAAGGAGAUUGUAACCAGGAAAUUGAAAUGUAACAUAGGAUUAAAAAAGGAUUGGCCCUCGAGAAAUAAAUGAAAAUAUAGAG